AUGACACCAUACAUAUUCAUAUAUUUUUUCAAUAUUUUCUGCAUAAGUUUUUUUAGAAUAUUUAUAUAUUGUGAUUCUACCAUUAAUAAUAAUGUAAAUUCAUCUCUGCAUAAUAAUAAACCUUUUGAAAUUUUUAAAGGGCACGAAAAAAAAAUCAUAGAAAAUGAUAUGAACUAUGGAAAGAAAAAUAUAUUUAAAAAAGGAGAUGAAAAUAAUACGCAAAAUGAAGAAACUAAAGAAAACAAUGAAAAUGAACUAACCAACUUAAAAAAUAUAGAUGAAACUAAAGGAAAAAUAAAUCACAACCAAAAUAUAUUAAUAGAAGAAAAUGAAUUAUAUGGAAAAAAAUACAAUGAAGAAAAAGAGAGUACGCAUGUAGAUGUAAGGAGUAAUGCUAAUAUAGAAGAAAAAAAAAACAAAGAUAAAGUAAAAGAAGGAAGUGAAGGAGAAAAUAAUGGAGAAAUAAAAGGACACAAUAUGAAGGAAGAGAAAGAGGAGAGUAAAGAGCAAAUGAGAAAUGAAAACAUAGAAGAAAGAGAUAUUGAAGCAAAAAAUGAAAAAAUUAGUAACGAAUGUAAAAAUAAUACUAUAGGAAUAUCAAAUAAUUCUGAAUCAACAAAAACAAGUAUUUUUCUCCACAAAAUGGAGUAUAUGGGCAUUUUAAAUAGAUAUAAUGAAGAUCUAAAAUUAUAUAAAAAAAAAUUGGACAUAAAUGAGAAAAGUGAUUUUUAUGACUAUAUAAAGAAAAGAAGAAACCUUAUAAGUAUUGACCAUAAAAAUGAAUACUUAUUAAAAAUAAACUAUGGAAAAGGAUAUGAUUUUUCUCUACAUAAUCUAUAUGUAGUUAAUGAGGAAAAAAUAGCUGAAAAGUUUUAUUCCAAUUUUACAUAUCUGAGAGAUGAAGAUAAUUCAACUUUAUAUAAUUUGUCAUAUUUUGCUAACCUAAGUAAAAUAGAUAUUGACCCCACAUUAUUUAAAGAAUAUUAUAUGAAAAUGGAACAAUGUGAAGGAGAAUAUUUGCCAUUAAAAAGUUCAGUUAUUGAAAGAAUAUGUUUUGUCUCAAAUCAUAUAAAAAAAAAUCCAUAUAUUAAUAAAGUAAAGAUUACAAAUAAAAAGCCUCUUUUAUAUCGUAUAUUUUUAAAGUUCAUAAAAGCUUUUAAAAAAUUAUCUGUAAAGCAGUGCAUUAAAAAUGUUGAAGAAUCCAAUCUUCUUGACGUGCUUCUCAUUUUUAAUGAUGAACUUGUUAAAGAAUCAAAGAAAGAACGUAACUUAGGAAAGUGUAUAAAUAAUAUAAUUACAAGACACAAAGAGUGGUAUGAAGUAUUUAACUUUUUAUUUUCUAUUAUGUUAGGUUGUUCAACCCAUGUAAAAGAACACUACUUUUUAAAUGAAGAAGAAAAAAAUGAAAUAUAUAACAAACAAAAAUUAAUAGAUUUACCAAUAUUUAAAUAUCUUGAUAAAGAAAAGAUUGAUUUUUAUUUACCACGUAAUUUAGAGACAAAAAUUAAUAUAGAUUUAUACAAUGAUGUGUCUGAACCUGUUCCAUAUAAAAGAGAAAUUUUUAGGACAUGGUAUGCAUGUUAUUUAUUUGUUCAUAAGGUAUACCUUUUGAGUAAAAUGUGGAAUUUAGUAAAACACUGGAGAGCAACAAAAUAUGUACCUAAACCUUGGUAUGUACAACAUGUUGGAAGUGGUCUUAUUCCACAUAUUAUUAGUUUGUACAAUGAUAAAAAAAAGAAAUAUUUUUAUAUGAGAUAUCUUGAUGAAAACCAAUUUUUCAUGCAUUUUAAAAGAAGUAAAAAAUAUCCAUUACCAGAUUAUGAUAAAAAUAAUUAUCAUUUAGUUGAAAAUAUAAUUGCUUUUCAAGGAACAUCAACUCCAUCAAUGUGGUUUUUAAAUUUGAUAUAUAAAUUGUCUCCAUAUCAUAUAUUAAGUAAAGGGAAAAUGCACAAGGGAUAUAUAUUUAUAUUUGAACAAGCCGUUAAACCAUAUUUAGAUGUUCUAAAAGAAAGUAUACAACAUGAAAUUAAAUUUAGUUCUAAGUACACAAAAGAAAAUCCAUACACUCUUAUUUUUACUGGACAUUCAUUUGGUGCAGCUAUGGCUCAGCUAAGUGCAUUUUAUUUGUCUAAAUUUUUAGAUGUUAAAAAUAAUGACUCCUUAAAAAUUUAUUCCAUCACUUUUGGCUUACCGACUUUUUAUGAUAUUCAAUUUUCCGAUGAUUUUCGUAACAGUGGAGCUAUUAUUAAUAACAUUAAUGUUAAUUAUGACCCAGUGCACGUGGCAAUGGCAAUUCCUGAAAUAAAUAACUUUUAUAACCCUGAUGAAAAAAACAACUUAAUGAUAAUUUUGAACGUUGAAGAUUUAAAACAUCUAAAUUAUGAUUUUGGAGAAAACAUUUUUUAUGGAGAUGAAAUUUUUAAUGCAAAAAAUCACCAUAAUCAUAUUAUGACGCACUUUGUUACUAAAUAUAUUUUCAAAAAAAAUAUUUUCUUAAAUUUAAGAGAAUUGCACAUUUCGCAAACUCAUUAUUUUUUUUAUUAUGUAUUUUUAACUCUCUUAUCGGGAUGGGCAAAUGAGGCAGAUUGGGGUACAUAUUUUAUGGCUACAUAUUUCGUAUAUGAUAUUUCUACUUAUUCUCAUAACGAAUUGAUGAGCAAGUCAAAAGAAUCUUAUAAAAAAUAUAAAGAUUUUUUUAUGAAAAAAAAAUUGCAAAAUAUGAAAACUGAAUCCAAAAAUAAAGAGUAG
Messenger RNA from Plasmodium relictum, 2748 nucleotides. Its product is annotated as lipase, putative. Bases 1 to 2748 code for a protein of 915 amino acids. The record is from RefSeq and is a predicted model, not a curated record. Gene Ontology annotation, biological process: lipid metabolic process. The transcript has a single exon. NCBI's taxonomy places the organism in Eukaryota, Apicomplexa, Aconoidasida, Haemosporida, Plasmodiidae.